GCAAAGAAAAUGCGCAACAAUAUAUGGAUUACACACAUAACAAGGCAACUUAUAGACGGGCCCGAUGUCUGCCGUGACUUAUUCGCGUUUCAGCAGCGAGCGCGGCAGGUGCUCACAGGAGAGUCCUGCGAGUCCAUUGCUAACAAGCAAAGUUUUCCGCGGCGCAUUUUAAUUUUCCGGCCAUUAGUGGCAGGCAUGUCCGUGUCCGAUGAGGACUCCUCCGUGGGCAGCCCCUUCAAGCCGGCAACGCCCACGCCCACGCCCGGCGGCCAGGAGCGAACCAAAGGGCGACCGGGACCCGAGAACAUGCGCCACCAGCACAGCUUCGAGGCCCGCUACAGCAGCAUCAUCCAGAAGCAGAUCUGGGAGACCAGCAUCAACAAGGACGUGCUGGAGCGGCAGCUGAACGCCUACUUGCCCUUCUCCCGCAGUGCGUCGCUCAACAAAGACGGCUCCGGCGGCUUCGACCAACUGAUGCCCAGUGGCUCAACGAAGGCCCGCUCGCUGAGAACCACGCCCACCCGACGACCGGGUCCCUGCCUGGAGAAGCUGGAGACUGUGGACGUGGCCGACCAUCAGGCAAAGCCAUGAAGGCUUUGAGUUCUUGCUGGCUUAGAGAUCCUUCUUGGGCCAUCCAAGAUAGUGGAUAGCUGAUAUUCGACAUUUUUAGACUAAGA
Messenger RNA from Drosophila persimilis, 677 nucleotides. RefSeq lists its product as uncharacterized. Bases 10 to 591 code for a protein of 193 amino acids. NCBI's taxonomy places the organism in Eukaryota, Metazoa, Arthropoda, Insecta, Diptera, Drosophilidae. The record is from RefSeq and is a predicted model, not a curated record. The transcript has a single exon.